AUUUGCUUCCAGGAUGCUCACAACAGCACAAACAUACUGAUGAGUUGCUUUAGAAGACGGUGAGAUAAGAAAGGAGGCUUUUUUAUGAAACAGGAUCCAAUGGUCCAGCUCCCACGGACAGGCGACCAGAUGUAGUGCAUUCUAUGCACAUUUGAAAAUGUAGGCUAAGAUGCCGUGUCUUUCGUAGGCGCCUUCGGUUACGGAACUGCAGCGACGAGGUUCUUCAAAAAUACAGUUUAUUCCAGAACACCGUCUCCGUCUCCGUUCGGUACAUAAUCUACCGGCGUUCUUGGCGGUUGUGAUUGGCUGCUGUGAUUGCCUUCUGUGAUUGGCUGUUGAGCGGCAAUGGUGUCGGAAGGUUACCCUGGCGAAGACGGCAUCUCUUCGUCAACGACGCAUCGGCGAAAUGUUGCACUGCUACAUAAAUUCGCCUGUAAAAAAGAGGUCGCAAAGUUACCCGAUAAACCAGACCAACAAGCCUCCGCCUUAGCAGCAGCUACAGGAGCUGAUGCAGGAGAUUCGAGAACGCCGCGAUUAGUAGCGUCACACGACGCGUCAGGUCGUCCCCGCGUCUCGCUCUUAACUACAUUCAUUGUCCUUUUCGGACCGUCGCUGAUUCUCCUCGCUAUUCUCAAUAUCUCCGCCGGCUACGACCGCCAGAAGCUCCUCCGCCAGUCUAGCGCGGAGUUCGCCCGGAAGCAACUUCUCCGCCAGCAGCGCGGACAUUUCGCCGCUGGCAGGGUGAAUGACGGCGGGAUUGGGGGAAAGGCUUCCGGAGUUCCCGCUCAGCGCGGACGCGCGCAAAUGGCGGGGGGAGGACCGGGGGAGGGGGUUUAGGGGGAGCGGGGGUCAGGCGGAGGUCAUUUCUUUCCCCCGCGCCUCAGGGGAAGCUGAAUGAGGGGCUCUGGCGGCAGGCGCAGAAGCAAGGAGUGUUCCUGCCAGGGCAACCAGAGGAGCUCAAUACAAGGAAACUCGAGUACAGAACAGAUGCUGACCUGGACGGUGGUAACAUGCGCCACAUAGGAUCGAUCUCCAACCCCUGCCUCACCAAGCGGCCGCUGCUGCAGCGGGCCUAUCAGGAGCCACCACCUGUCUCGGGUGCUCCCAUUGGCCAGCACCGGUUCGUCAUGGCGGGUGGCUACCGCAUUUCCCGUAACCAGUUUGCUGCUUUGGGGCACUCGCUGCGAGAACUGAAGGAAGAGGGAGGAAGUGGGGCAAGCAAGUGUUACUGGAUGGCAUUGGACGGGGGCUAUGCAGAGGGCAAAGUGAGGGUGAUUUACCCUGCGGAGCACCACUGGCUGCUGUACGAGACAGCAAUUUACGAGUGUACACUAUUGGUCAACAGCACAGGGAUGACAGGGGGUUCUGCGAUCCUCAUGCUAGACGAGCAGGCGGUGCUGAUGCACCAGGAAGGGCCGGAUGAGUUUGCCAUCGACGCCCCUCCGCCCUACCACCUCGCCUUCUGCUCGUACCCCAUGUACCACGAUCUCAACCCGAAGACCAUCCAGGAGUGGUUACAGGUAGCCAUGCAUUACUUGAGAGUGGAGUACUUUGUGCUCAACGAUGGCGCAUCUGUUGUGGAAGACGUUUAUGAGGUGUUGGAGCCAUACGUGGCAGCGGGGAUAAUGGAGAUACUAGACAUGAGGGGCGGGUACAAGUUCGAGUCCAAGCAGAACGUUCUUAUACUGAAUAACUGCCUCUAUCGAAUGAAAUAUGUCUCCGAGUGGCUGCUGUUUGCCGACUUCGACGAGUUUCUUUACAUCCAGCCGCCCCAAACCCUUCGAGGGCUUUUGGGCGAGCACCCCGAUGCGCCCUAUUUCACCUUCGGCAGCCUGUGGUGGUCAAUCGAGCACUGCCGCCCCCAGCCUCCAUCGGAGCACUUCUAUCUCGAGCGGUUGCCCUUCCACUGGCCACACAUCUACUGCAUAGGGCCCAAGGAUGCGGGGCACGAGGAGGCUAGAUGCAUUAAUUACUUCGGGCACCGGAAAGUAAUCGCCAAUACACAGCUCGUCAAGGCCAUGCAGGUGCAUCGAACAAUAGAGCCAGUGGAUAAUGGUGUAGACCUGAAUGCAUCAACUGGCCAUCUACUGAACCACUUUCAGGGGCUACUUCGAGGCGAUAUAAAGAUGUGUGAUAAGGUGUUCCCUUCUAAUAGCAGCCCGGAGUGGUAUAUAGAAGACUGGCAUUUGGCCGAGAUGUCCAAGCAAGCUAGACUUGUUGGACCUCCUAGAACAAUUUUAUAUUGAAGAUGUUCCCAAUUUCGAAAUCAAGAAACUCGGACUUGUACACGGAGUGUACACGUACCUUGGCGAAUACUUA
This is a messenger RNA of Closterium sp. NIES-67, 2319 nucleotides long. The record is from the annotation of a GenBank genome assembly. Lineage: Eukaryota; Viridiplantae; Streptophyta; Zygnematophyceae; Desmidiales; Closteriaceae.